CACCAGGCACAGGGAGAUGGGCACGUUGCGAGUUUGUGUCUCCCAUGUUUCAGAGAGCUGCUAGAAUCCAGGAGAUGGACCAGUUCCUUUCGUGAACAUCAUCAUCUCAUUCCGCUCAGACCCUCUUCCGAGAUCCCAUUUCAGUUCAGUUCAAGUGGGAAAGGGGGAGUGGAGUUCCAUGCAGACUCAGGCCAGCUGGGUCUUUCACUGCUCAAAUGGUUGAGGAGUGAAGGAAGCUGGGCCUCAAGGCUUUGGGUUGGCGGAUGCUGGGCAGGGGUGGGGGUGUUUGCAGGUAGGGUGAUGGAAAUGUAAUCAAGUGUCCGAUUUAUAUAUUUAACAUUAAUGAUAACAAGGAUAGUUAGCAUUCGUUAAGCAAUUGCCAGGUCUGCACUGGGUCUGUGACACUUUUUAUUCCAUCAUUUGUUCAAAAUUGCCUGAUACAACUGAAAGGGUUAUUGUCAGGUCGGAGGAAGAAAUGAGAGGCCAGAGGGGAAAUAUCCCCUUCACAAGGUCACACAGCAGCUGUGCGGGUGAUGGGACCUCUUGCAGAUUGUGGUACACAGAAAAAUGCUCCCCCCACAAAGAUGUCCACUUCCAAAGUCCCAGAGCUCGUAAAUAUGUUCCAUUACGUGCAAGAGGCUAUUAAAGUUGCAGGUGGAAUCACGGUUGCUACUCAGCUGAUCCUGAGGUGGGGAGAUGAGCCUAGAUUAACCAGGUGGGUUCCACAUAAUCACGAGGAUACUUAUUAAAAGAAGGAGGCAGGAGAGUCAGGGAGAGACGUGAAGAUGAAGGACGGGGCCACGAGUCAAGGAAUACAGGCGUCUCUAGAGGCUGGAAUAAGGCACGGGAACAGAUUCUCCCCAGGAGCCUCCAGAAGGAGGCCCUGCCCAGCGAGACCCAUGUUACACUUCUUGCCUCAAGAGCUGUAAGUCAAUACAUUGGUGUUUUUCUGAGCCACAAAGGCUGUGGUCAUUUGUUAAAACAACCACAGGAAAUUACUACAGCCCUGAGAGCUGAAAGCAGAGCUGGCAUUUGCACUGAUCUUUGAUAUCUACAUCCUAUACUAGUCUGCUGGGACCGCUGCAGAUUGGGUGGCUUAAAAGAAAUCUAUUGUCUUUAGUCCUGGAGCCUGAAAUCAAGGUGUCGGCAAGAUUGCUUUCUCCUGAGGCUUCUCUCCGUGGCUUGCAGACAGCCAGCUGUCUUCUACCUGUGUCUUCGUGUGGUCUACCCUCUGUGCCCGCACACGGAGAAAGAUAGUGGAACUCAUCCUGCUUUCAUAUUCACUGAUAUUCGGACACAGUGACUCUGCUGCAUGAUAACCUCUAUGAGCAUGUUUUCUUCUCUGGGAACGAGGAAGUAUAUGGUCGGACCCCAUCGAGGAGGCCACAUGACACGUGAGCUCCUGAGGCUCGCCUUGGCUCCGACGGUCCCUCAGCCUUUCCUUGUUUUGGUUGAACCUGACCGUGUUCGAGAGGACGGCUCAGUGGGAGAAGCCUUUUAACCCACAUGGAGGCGUCCUUUACAGGGUGAUAUAACAGUAUGAGCGGCCUUCUACUGGAUGUCGCUGUUCAGCCGAGCUCCGUUGGGCCGCCUGUGCGAGCAGCGCGGUACCUGCGCGGGGGGCCGCAGGUGGGAGCCGCCGCCACCGAGGGGGCGCGGGGAGCCCGACUCGCGCUGCCCCGCGCCGACUUCCAGCUCCGCCCGGUGCCCAGCGGUUUCGCGCCCCAAGAACAAGAAUACCAGCAGGCCCUGUUGCUGGUGGUGGCCUUGGCAGGCCUGGGCUUGGGCCUGAGCCUCAUUUUCAUUGCUGUCUACCUCAUCCGCUUCUGCUGCUGCCGGCCCCCAGAGCCGCCCGGGGCCAAGAGCCCUCCGCCGGGGGGAGGCUGCGUCACUUGGAGCUGCAUUGCUGCCCUUCUCGUCGCACUGGCAUUGGCAUCGGUUUCUAUGGCAACAGCGAGACCAGUGAUGGGGUGUCCCAGCUCAGCUCUGCACUGCUGCAUGCCAACCACACACUCACUGCCAUUGACCACCUGCCCUGUCGCCCAAUCCCUGGCCACCCCAGAGAACGCCCUCCCCCGACUCCAGGCCCACCCCUGUGCGCAGGUGUUGGAGAUGGUGGAGAGGUUGGAUGAGGCCGUGAGGACAGAGCUGACCACUCUGGAGGAGGUGCUGACGCAGCGCACGGAGCUGGUGGCGGCCACCCGGGGGGCUCGGCGGCAGGCGGAAGCCGUGGCCCAGCAGCUCCAGGGGCUGGCCUUCUGGCAGGGAGUGCCCCUGAGCCCCGUGCAAGUAGCUGAAGAUGUGUCCUUUGUGGAGGAGUACAGGUGGCUGGCCUACGUUCUCCUGCUGCUCCUGGAGCUGCUGGUCUGCCUCUUCACCCUCCUGGGCCUGGCGAAGCAGAGCAAGUGGCUCGUGAUUGUGAUGACGGUGAUGAGUCUCCUGGUUCUUGUCCUGAGCUGGGGCUCCAUGGGCCUGGAGGCAGCUACGGCCGUGGGCCUCAGCGACUUCUGCUCCAGCCCGGACACCUACAUCCUGAACCUGACCCGGGAGGAGACUGGCCUUGGCUCAGACAUCCUGAACUAUUAUUUCCUCUGCAACCAGGCCGUCUCCAACCCCUUUCAACAGAGGCUGACUCUGUCCCAGCGAGCUCUGGCCAACAUCCACUCCCAGCUGCAGGGGCUGGAGCGAGAAGCUGUCCCCCAGUUCCCUUCUGCUCAGAAGCCUCUGCUGUCCUUGGAGGAGACGCUGAAUGUGACAGAAGGAAACUUCCACCAGUUGGUGGCACUGCUGCACUGUCGUGGCCUGCACAAGGAUUAUGGCGCAGCCCUGCGGGGCCUGUGUGAGGACGCCCUAGAAGGCCUGCUCUACCUGCUGCUCUUCUCCCUCCUGUCUGCGGGGGCCCUGGCCACCGCCCUCUGCAGCCUGCCCCGCGCCUGGGCCCUCUUCCCACCCAGGAAUCCAAGCGCUUCGUGCAGUGGCAGUCAUCUAUCUGAGCCCUUCCUCCAUGCCAGACUGGAGCCUGUUCCCCAUCUCCGUUCCUUCCCCAGCUGCCGGAGAAGACCCCACUAACCCAGCCUCACUGGGCUCCUACCACUAACAAUGCCCUGGCUACGGACACCUUAAACAGGACUGCCUUCCCGCCUGCCCUGCCCCCUCUAUGUGUCCUUAGCCCUGGAAGUAAGCCGAGGGGGUAGGCCAGGGCCCUGAGCUGGCCGGGGAGCGGGCAGACAGCCAGACCCACAGCCUCUCAGCCCUGAAGGGAUGUGAGUGCCCCCGCCCUACCACACCCCAGUGGGCUUAGGGCCCCUGAUCUCCACUUGCGGCACCAACUUGGGAAAGGGUUGAUUUGAAAUAAAAGGGACGACUUUAUUUUACAA
Messenger RNA from Aethalodelphis obliquidens (Pacific white-sided dolphin), 3377 nucleotides. RefSeq names its product tweety family member 1 (gene TTYH1). Gene Ontology annotation, cellular component: smooth endoplasmic reticulum membrane; plasma membrane. Gene Ontology annotation, molecular function: volume-sensitive chloride channel activity; intracellularly calcium-gated chloride channel activity. Bases 1540 to 3069 code for a protein of 509 amino acids. The transcript has 18 exons. The record is from RefSeq and is a predicted model, not a curated record. Lineage: Eukaryota; Metazoa; Chordata; Mammalia; Artiodactyla; Delphinidae.